Molecule: messenger RNA, 1303 nt
Organism: Aplysia californica (California sea hare)
Lineage: Eukaryota; Metazoa; Mollusca; Gastropoda; Aplysiida; Aplysiidae
Product: glycoprotein-N-acetylgalactosamine 3-beta-galactosyltransferase 1-A
Cellular component (GO): membrane
Molecular function (GO): N-acetylgalactosaminide beta-1,3-galactosyltransferase activity
Source: RefSeq, a predicted model, not a curated record
GUACCGGUCUCUGAGCACGGUCAAGACGCGGGACUUCCUCAUCGGCCUGGUCAUCGGCUUCUUCCUGGUCUGUGUGCUGACCGGUCGCAACGUGGUGUCCAAGAUUCCGGCCGUCCACUGGAAUGUCCAGAACCCGCUGACCGGCCAGGCGUCUAUGUACCAGAGCAACGGCGCCCUGUGGAUCAACCGGGAUGUCUAUGCGCAGAGCAGGGGCGGGGCGGCGGAGGGGCCCCCGAGGAAAAACUCCACUCGCGUGUUGAUCAAGACUGAGGCCGAGUACCUGAUGGAAAAGGUUCGAAUCCUGGUGUGGGUGAUGACCACGCCCAAGAACCUGGCCACGAAAGCCGCAGCGGUGAAGGAGACGUGGGGAAAACGUUGUAACGUACUCAUCUUUUUCAGGCAGACGACGACACUUUUGUGAUUCCGGAGAACUUGCGUCACUUCCUGUCGGACAAAAACACGUCGGAGCCGAUCCACUACGGACAUCUGUUCCGACCAAAUGUGGAGCAAGGCUACUAUAGUGGAGGCGGGGGCUAUGUGGUGAGCAAGGAAGCUCUGCGUCGGUUCGGCAGAGAGGCCAUCAACUCCACCGUGUGUCCGGAGGACGGGAAGGACGAGGACGUGGACUGGGGGCUGUGCAUGGAGAGGCUGCAAGUGAAGACCUCUCCGUCCGUCGACAAGGAAGGGAGGACACUCUUCCACCCUCUCGCCCCAACGUUACAUUUCCUCGGGAAGCAGGGGAGCUGGCUUCAAAGAUUCUCAGCCAUUUUGGCAACGGGGUAUGGAGUGAGUCCAGAGGCAAUCUCUUUCCACUAUGUGUCCCCGGAGCAGAUGCGAGUCCUGACCUUCUACCUGUACCACUGGCGACCCUACGGACUUCUGGAGGAGCAUGAUGAUGUGGACGCCCAGCAAGGGAACACUUCCUAAAUCUGUUUUUGACCAAUUCAUGUGGCUUUGGUGUAGGAUGGUAUUAUAUGUGUACACAGUCCCGUAUCUGAAUGAUAAGGACAGUAUCGUAUGUGUACGCACUAUUGUAUAUAUGUACAGUACAAUGUACGUGCACAGAAGGUUAUAUGACAUUUUAUUCAAAUGAGGACAGUAUCAUAUGUGUACAUAAUAGCGUUUGUAUGUACGACAUAAUACAGUACUGUAUGUGUACACAAUUACGUUUUUAUGUACAAGAUAGGACAGUGUUGUAUGUGUACACAAUACGUGGAGCUGCAUGGUGGAAUGAGGCCCUUGUCAAUUUUUGGGCAUGUGGAGUUAUUGGUAUAAUCUUAAAGCUUGUUCAUUUGUCUUGCUU